Molecule: messenger RNA, 3528 nt
Organism: Bufo bufo (common toad)
Lineage: Eukaryota; Metazoa; Chordata; Amphibia; Anura; Bufonidae
Gene: NTNG2
Product: netrin G2
Exons: 10
Coding region: 1195-2784 (529 amino acids)
Source: RefSeq, a predicted model, not a curated record
GGGAGUUGUAGUGAGAAGCGGAGUGGGCGACCUGAGGAGAGAGUGAGGCGGAGGAGGCGCGAAAUAUGGCGGUGGCGGUGGCAGACUGCGGGGAGCGAGGACACCAUCCGUGUGGAUAUAAAACGCUCCGGGUCGUCUUCAGGAGGGAGGUCUCUCAAGCUGCAAGAAUUCACUUCUCAAGUCGACCUCCUGCUGGUUCAGGAUCUGCUAUACUGCCUUCUAGAAGAUACACAGAGCAGAUUCCAGGCGCUAUACAGUCAUGUAGUAUGCGCUGCUGGUUGAUAACAUCCCUCGCUUCCCGGACUAGAGAUAAACACGCGGAUGCCUCAGUGAGAAGACGGCGACCUCCUCUGACUGCACGGUCACAUCUCAAGGUUUGGUUUCAACCUCAGCAGAUGCCACCUACAUGAUCUUGGGUCUAAUUUUCUUGGAAUUUAAGAUUCUUGUAUCAAAAGGCUUUUGGAGAAGACAACCGAGGAGUCCAGAAGUUUAUUGGAUCCUUCAUGUGGACCAUCUAGCCCGAGUCCAGAAGUUCAUUGGACCCUUUGUGUGGACCAUCUAGCCCGAGUCCAGAGGUUCAUCGGACCCUUUUUGUGGACCAUCUAGCCUGAGUCCAGAAGUUCAUUGGAACCUUUGUGUGGACCAUCUAGCCUGAGUCCAGAAGUUCAUUGGACCCUUUGUGUGGACCAUCUAGCCCGAUUCCAGAAGUUCAUUAGACCAUUUGUGUGGUCCAUCUAGUCCGAGUCCAAAAGUUCAUUGGACCCUUUGUGUGGACCAUCUAGCCCGAGUCCAGAAGUUCAUUGGACCCUUUGUGUGGUCCAUCUAGCCCAAAGAUGAGAAGAUGUCCACCCGCUAGUGUUCUGAAGAGUAAAAUGAGUCCAUCUUCUCGGCCUGACCUGUGCAGAGUUGACUUUCUUAGUCUUGCCUAACACCCCUAUGAGUCAAUGCAGAGACAAAGAGACCCAGAUAGUUGGGAAAUAUCUAUGCAUCACCUAGGACGUCUUCUAGAUGUUCUGUCUCAGCUCUCCGGACCCUUGAAUGUACGACACUUGACUAUCUACCAUAGCUGGAAAGCCCAGUAGCAUCAUAUAACAGUCAAUGAGGUGUUUCCAUGCUGAUCCCGACAGUAGCAGAUAAACCCCCUGAAGUUUCCCCUCUUCGUUACUUGGUCAUCUCUGCUCCAGCAGGACACCAAUGUCCGUUCCAGCUGCCAUGCUGCCUUUGGCUGUCUUCGUCUUAGACUGCCUGCUUAUGGCAUUGGGACACUAUGACAUCUGUAAAUCAUGGGUGGCAUCUGACGAGGGCCCUUCCUGGGAAUAUUAUGCCUGUCAACCAAAGCCCAUGGUGAUGAAAGAGUAUGCCAUCAUCAAGGUGGAUCCUCCUGGAAUUACCUGUGGUGACCCCGCGGAGUACUUCUGCACACAUGAGAACCCAUACCUCUGCAGUGAUGAAUGCGAUGCCUCCACCCCUGACCUGGCCCAUCCCCCCAGUCACAUGGUUGACAAGGACGAAGAAGGCCUAGCCACCUACUGGCAAAGUGUCACAUGGAAACGGUACCCAGAGCCACUGGUGGCCAACAUCACGAUGUCCUGGAACAAAACCAUAGAGUUAACCGACGACAUUGUGGUGACCUUCGAAUAUGGACGUCCCACCGCCAUGAUGCUGGAGAAAUCAUUGGACUAUGGAAGGACUUGGCACCCGUACCAGUACUAUGCUGAUGACUGUAUCGAAGCCUUUGGCAUGACAGCCAAGAAGGUGGUGAACCUGAUAGCGAACAACGUCAGCCGCGUGCUGUGCACCGAGGAAUACUCCCGCUGGGCAGGCUCUAAGAAGGAGAAGAACGUGGUCUUUGAGGUUCAGGAUCGAUUUGCCAUCUUUGCUGGUCCAGACUUGAGAAAUAUGGAGAACCUAUACACAAGGAUGGAGAGCGCCAAGGGCUUGAAGGACUUCUUCACGCUCACUAACCUGCGGCUACGACUCUUGAGACCGGCGCUAGGUGGCACCUACGUGCAGCGGGAUAAUCUGAGGAAGUAUUUUUAUGCCAUCUCCAACAUAGAGGUGUCCGCAAGGUGUAAAUGUAACCUUCAUUCCAACGCAUGCAACUUCCGAGAAGGGGCUCUUCAGUGCGAAUGUGAGCACAACACCACCGGGCAAGACUGCGGCAGGUGCAAGAAGAGCUUCCGCAACCGAUCCUGGCGAGCGGGUUCCUACACACCUCUGCCUCAUGGAUCUCCAAACUCAUGUGCAGCGUCCGGUUCCUCGGGCAACUGUGAAUGUUAUGGACACUCCAACCGGUGCAGUUUUAUCGACUUUCUGAAUGUGGUCACUUGCGUCAGCUGCAAGCACAAUACUCGGGGACAGCACUGCCAGCACUGCCGCCUCGGCUUCUACCGCAACGUGUCUGCCGAGCUGGAAGACGAGAAUGUCUGCAUACAAUGUAACUGUAACCAGCAAGGCUCUGAACAUGAACGCUGCAACGAGACUGGGGAUUGUGUUUGUCGGCCUGGAGCUACUGGAACUAAAUGUGAAGAGUGCCUACUGGGCUACCACUGGAGACAGGGUUGCCAUCCAAAUGUGUGCGACGAUGAACUGUUGAUUUGCCAGAAUGGUGGCACGUGUCACCAGGGACAGCGCUGCAUUUGCCCCAAUGGCUUUAAAGGAGCCCUGUGCCAAGAUGUCAAAUGUGACCCCACCCACAGGAACUGUGACUCCGCCUCCAGCGCCCUGAUGUUUUCCUCUCUGCUCCUCAUCUGUACAAUCCUACUGAGCAUGGAAGGCAUUUAGGUUCCCCGCCCCCACGGUCUUCAUGUCCGAGCACACACUGCAGGAGGUGUCUACAAGUCAUGCAAUCCCCCUGUGAGGACGCACCAUCCGACCAGCGGGGGAGGAUCUGUGCUGGUAACUCAGCUUCUGCAGUGCCUUAUUGUCGCCUAUCACAUGGGACUUUAGAAGAAGGCGCCCAUGUCCUCGCAUCCACGGUGGAGACAGAUGCCACUGCGGCCCUCAGGUGGAAGAAUUAUUCUCAGUUAAUGGCUAUUAUAGACUCAGUGGCAAUAUCUACCCACACUUUAGAUUCUUGGGAGCUGGCAUUUAGCCCGGGCACCAGCUGAGUCCAAGAUGGACGUCACAUUAAGCACCUCCCCCUAAAAAUGGGAGGAGACAUAGACCAAUGAUGUAUAACUAUUAUCACUAAGCAGAUAUGGACCUUGUGCCAAAAACAGGAUAGACACCGAUCUAGAUGGCUGACGACGCUCGCCACCACCGGGAGGUUAUUUUUUGGGGGGGAGGGGAGCAUCUGAAUCUGACCCAUUUGGCUCUGACUGUUUGACAUUUCUUUGUCUGUUAACCAUUUGCUGCCUGUGUGUAACCUUUGGCGUCAUUUGGGGGGUGGGGGGCAAAUUUCAAAUAAUUUCAUCCCAUUUUCUCAAAAGAUUUUAUUUUUGAAAUAGUAAUCUCUUUAUCCAUCCCUCUAGUGUAUACGAAACGAUCACCUUCACUGUGACACUGGAAACUAUUGUGGGCGGAGCC